Clupea harengus (Atlantic herring) is the source of this 855-nucleotide messenger RNA. RefSeq names its product claudin-4-like. Gene Ontology annotation, molecular function: structural molecule activity. The record is from RefSeq and is a predicted model, not a curated record. Lineage: Eukaryota; Metazoa; Chordata; Actinopteri; Clupeiformes; Clupeidae. Gene Ontology annotation, cellular component: membrane; bicellular tight junction.
CGAAAGUUAAACGAGUCGUUUCUUCCCUUAUGUGAACACGCAGUUGAACGUCUCAGCAAAGAAACUCCCAGAAACCCUGUUCCAGCAUGGGCCUGAUGGGUCUGAUCGCCGCCGGAUUGGGUCUGUCGGGCUGGUUUUGUGCACUACUGACCCGCUUCCUCUCCGUGUGGACGGUAAGCGGCACUGUAGACAACACCACGGACUCUCUGGCGAUGCACUUGGACGGGGUGUGGAUACACUGGGAGCAGAAAGGAGACGACUCUCUUCACUGUCACUUCAUCCAGGCGAUGCUGCAGCUAUCGGGGAACUUCCGACCCAUGAGGGAUCUCAUCACAGCGUCAAUCUGCAUCUCGCUUGCAGCGAACGGCCUUUACGUUGUUGGGCGAAAGAGUUCCCCGGCCAAAGUGGUCUCGGGUGUUUUGUUCGUGCUGUCAGGUGUGCUGCUGCUGGUGGUGACGUCCUGGGCGACCCACGACGGCUCUGAAGCGCCGAACGCCGUGACUUCAUUUAAACGAGAGUGGGGGCCGGCACUCUACACGGGUUGGGUCGGAACCGCCCUGCUACUGGUGGGGGGGGGGACACUGGUCAGUACAUGCUGUUUCUCGGCCUCACAUGGUUCUACUUCCUAUGACCUUCCUGCCGGUGAGAGUAAUGACAGAGGUUCUACUUCUUAUGGCUUUGAUCCCUGGGAUUUUUUUGAUGGUUACAUGGAUUAACUCAUCAUCAUCGCCAAACAGAACACACCACACACGGUACAGGCCUUAAAAAGACAUGCAGAACAUUCACACAAUGAGAUGAUCCAUGGGCAUCCCCUUAUUGUGAUUUAUGGAUUACAAUAAACCUCCAGAUUUUUUA